Molecule: messenger RNA, 1901 nt
Organism: Nicotiana tabacum (common tobacco)
Lineage: Eukaryota; Viridiplantae; Streptophyta; Magnoliopsida; Solanales; Solanaceae
Source: RefSeq, a predicted model, not a curated record
UCAACCAGAUUUAACUUUUUUUUUUAUUUUUUAUUUUUAUUUUUUUAUUUUAUAUUUAACCCAAAGGAAAGGAGCUUUCGUCCGGACCUUUAAACGUAGCUUCAGUCUUCACUCAUGUUAUUUUUUCCUGUGUCUCUUUUAUUUAAUUUGUUUUUAAAUAAAUAUUAAUUUGGUUAAGCAUGCUCGGUUAAAUUAUGCAGGUAUCAAAGCUGAAAUAUAGCUGAGGGCGGGAAGAGUAGACUGUCGGCGAGAAUGAAGUUCGCGGUGAAGGCAUGGAGCAAGGGCAAAGCCCGAGUUGGUGUUGUUCAGCUGGGAAGCUGCCCUCACCCAAUAGAGACACCUGCUCUCCUCCUUACAACUCGCAAAGGCUUGCCUGUUUUCAUUCCUCCUGACCACUUCCCUUCCCUCCCUUCCCCUGAUUCUCUCCUCUUCCAUUUCAGCCCUCUUCACUUCCUGGAAGGCAUUUCCCUGAAAGCAAUCUCAACCAUUGGAGGAUUGCACCCAUUGCUUGGUUUACGUGAUCAUAUACUUGUAGCUGUACCAAGGGAUUCUAUUAUAUCUAUCCCAGACCAUGACAGUACUAACAGGAUUGGAGCUUCCUUUGAAACUCCUUCUGGUCGUAUGUUGAUUAAGCCUGCAGAAUACAUGGAAAUGAUUUCUUCUAUGAGGCCAAAUUUAUGGACCACUUUAGCCGAUGAAGUUCCUGCUUGGGCUUCUGAAAAAAGGAACAAAGCCUCAGUUGAACGUACUCUAAGGUGGCUCGACGAAUGCAUCAUUUCAAACUCGAAGGAUGGAGCAGUGUUUGGAUCUAUUGUUGGAGGCUCUAGGGUUGAAGUGCGCCGAAGUUGUGCCCAAGAAGUUGCUAGGAGGAAUGUAGAAGGAUUUUGGAUUGGUGGAUUUGGACUAGGGGAAAGCAUGGAAGAGCGCAACCCCCUCCUUAGUGCUGUUAUGGAUAGUUUACCUGAAGAAAAACCACGUCUUAUAAGUGGCCUCGGACUACCAGAAGAGGUCUUGCAAGGUGUUGCUGCAGGUAUUGACCUAUUUGAUUCCACCUACAUCUACCAUCUUACACUGGGAGGCUUUGCUCUCACCUUUCCGCUUGAAAGAAUAGAAACACAAAUUACAAAAUACCAACCAAAUAGUGAUUCAGGAAGUGAUGGCACAAAGAUAAAUUUGAAAGCAACCAUGUAUAGGAAGGAUACAUCUCAUAUCGUCGAUAAUUGCAAGUGUUAUACUUGCCAAAAUCAUACAAAAGCAUACAUCAAUCACCUCUUCAAUGUCCAUGAGAUGCUUGCUCAUAUUCUUUUGGAAAUACAUAACACACAUCAUUAUCUGGGAUUCUUUCGCUCUAUCAGAGAGGCAAUUCAAGAAGGAAAAUUCGAGCAAUUCCGGCAGAAGUUCAUAGGAAGUAGGCGUGAACAUCUCUUUUCUGCUGCUUUAAGCAUCUAACUUGAAAAUUACUGGUUGUUGAUUGACAUCUUAUCAUGUCCUGAGUCCUCUGCUUUUUACUUGGCUAGUUAGCCGCAUGAGGGUAAUUUUACAUUUAAAAAAGAAGAUACUAGAUCAAUGCAGAUAUGCAAUCUAGUUAAACUAUUUGUGGAGAUUUUGGAAAAGAAAUAGAUUUUUUUGGACAAGUCUUGUGGAGAUUUAUUGAGAAAAAAAGAGUUCACAGUCCAAACUCUAUUAAUUCUGUGAUUGAGCAAAAACUUUUGGUCCAAACGAAUAGAUUGGAUAAUUGUCGGCAAAGAAACAGCCGAUAAGAUAUUAGUUGAAGGAGAUGACAGAAGUCAGGAGGUCAUUAUCAACCAUUCUGCUAUAGCAAUCAAUUAUAUAUGUAAGGCGCACUUAUUCAACUGUAAGCUACAAAAUUAUAUUAAUCGCAUUAAAGUAAUUGAAUUUUA